GGUUGUGAACCAGAGCCCUAAUUUUCCCAUCAUUUCCCUCCCACACACACACUCUUCCUCUAACCUCCUUCCCACUCCCCCGCUUACUCCCUCCUUCCCUCCCUCCUCCGUCAUCCCUCUUUCCCUCCACUGUUACGGAGCAUAAUUUUUCAGGUCAUCUCAAUCUUUCCAAUUUUUGAAGACCACUUCAGCCAUACUGAACUUCUACUCAUUAGUUGAACUGCCUGGUUUAGGAGUACUUGAAACUCUCAUUUGUUUGUACAAUAACUUGGAGCUCUUUUUAUUCGUAUUGGAAGUUUGUGCAACUCUGCCAACAUGUCAUAUAUGUUACCCCAUCUUCACAAUGGUUGGCAAGUUGACCAGGCCAUUCUGUCAGAGGAAGAUCGUGUUGUUGUCAUUCGUUUUGGUCAUGACUGGGAUCCAACUUGCAUGAAGAUGGAUGAGGUGUUGUACAGUAUUGCUGAAAAGGUGAAAAAUUUUGCUGUUAUUUACCUUGUGGAUAUCACCGAGGUACCAGACUUCAACAAGAUGUACGAGUUAUAUGAUCCAUGCACUGUUAUGUUUUUCUUCCGAAAUAAGCACAUCAUGAUUGACUUGGGUACUGGCAACAACAACAAAAUUAAUUGGCCAAUGGAAGACAAGCAGGAGAUGAUUGAUAUCGUUGAAACAGUUUACAGAGGAGCUCGCAAGGGACGGGGUCUUGUGGUAUCGCCAAAAGACUACUCCACAAAAUACAGAUAUUGAAGUAUUGUGCAAGUACAAAUGAACAUUUUGCCAUAUACUUCAUCCUGGAUUACUACCAUUGUAAAUAAAAUACCAGCCUUUCAACUUUAUUUCCGUUUAAACAUUUGCACUGAAUACCGUCAUUAUUUUAUAUUAUAUAAUGCAAAACAUGUGUACUGUAAAUGAAUGGAAAAUUGUGGUUGUUUUCUGCUGUCCUUAAAAGAAAGUUUGGAAUAUUUGCCAUCCUAACUUUUACAUAAAUGUGACCCAACUGUAUGGUAAUAAAUUAUAUUUUUAGUUUAGAAAAUUUGAAUCAUUACAGUUUGUGCCUUUUUGACAUCCAAGUAAAAAUAGAACAGCUCAUGACUAAUGGGAGGUUGUUUAUUAUGUUGCUGUCUUAGCAGAUUGGAAAGGCAUAAGUCAACAUCUCUUUGGAAUAGCAGUUGUGUUAUUUGUGUUUACAGGACAAGAUUUUUUGGUUAUCUGCCACAUGGUAGCUGACUUUCUAAAGAUAUAAAUUAUAAACUACUUCUGAAUAAAAUAUGUUAUUAUUUGUAUCAUUUGCUCUGGAUGUCUGUUGUUUAUAUUGCCAAGAGGUAAUCUCACCAAAAAGUUAUGGUGGACUUAGGAAAAAUUUGAAGUAUAGUUAUUAUAAAUGUUGACAUGUAAUUGUAUUUUUAAAAUUGCAUUGUUUAGUUUUAGGAAUAUGCCCAAGCUUAGAAUAUAUAAUGUUGGUUUUCCUAUUAAAACUGCAUGCCGAACAUUUUUUCUGCAAUGGAUAUUUCUAGAGAGAUGUAAUGCUGGUUCAUACCAUUGUAGAAUUACACAAUGGCCCUAACAAUCUCAGAAUAUAUUUUCUGUAAUGAAGGAAUCUUACUGGAAAGAGAAAAUUAUCUAGUAAUAUUAGUCAUGUCUGCACUUAUGAAAUAGCUAAUUGCAAACGAUCACAACGUUGUCAAAUUCAGUGUCUUUCUUUUAAAAAUGAAAGUGGUAUAAAAACUGAUUAGAAUUGAGGCAAAUGCAAUGUUAGCAUUCAAGAGGACUGGAAUAUAAAAAGAAAGGAUGUAAUGCUGAAGCUUUAUAACCCAUUGGUCAGACCAUAUUUUGAAUAUUGUGAGCACAUCUAAGGAAGGAUGUGCUGGCAUUGGAGAGGGUCCAGAGGAAGUUUAUGAGAAUGAUCCUGGGAGUGAAAGGGUUAACAUAUGACCCCCAUUUGGCGGCUCUGGGCCUGUACUUGCUGGAGUUUAGAAGACUGAUGGGGUUCUCCUUGGAAUCUACCAAAUAUUGAAAGGCUUAGACAGAGAUGUUUCCAAUUCGGGAGAGUCAAGAACUAGAGAACACAGCCUCAGAAUACAAGGACAUACCUUUAGAUGAGAUAUGAAGAGGAAUUUCUUUAGCCAGAGUGUACUGAAUCUGGAAUUCAUUGUCACAGAUGUCUGUGAAGACCAAGUCAUUGAGUAUAUUUAAAGCAGAGGUUGAUGGGUUCUUGAUUACUAACAGCAUCAAAAGUUAUGGGGAGAAGGCAGGAGAAUGGGGUUGAGAGGGAAAAAAAUAAAUCAGCCGUGAUCAAAUGUUGCAGGAGACUCUGGGCUGAAUGACCUAAUUCUGCUCUAAUGUUAUAUGGUACUUUCCGUACCCUGAAAGCUCAACAAACUACUAGAAUAUGAUCCUGAAGAUAACAUGGUUUGAUAGUUACUUUGGCCAAAAAAAACAGUUAAUGUUUCAGGUCAAUUACCUUUUGCUAAAUUGCUGGCUAAGGUCAUCACAUUGAAAUGUCAAUUCUCCACAGAUGCUGAUUGAGAUUUUCAGAUUUCCAUCAUCUGCAGUAUUUUAUCUCUUUACCGCACUCUUUCAACUGCAUGAUUUUGGCAACUAAAUGUUCAGGCUUGAUCAAAAUAAUAGCAUUUUUCUCUGAAGGUCAAAACUCUCAAGUGUCAGUAUAAAAGUAGUGAGCAAUAUUGUCACUUUACACACAGAUGUAUACAUCAGUAGGAACUAAUCUUGAUUAUUUAGGAAUCAAAAGCAGUGAUUUUUUUGUUAAAUUGUGUGACUCUGUAAAUCACCUGUUGGAUCAAUUUGUUUGCCUGU
This is a messenger RNA of Mobula hypostoma (lesser devil ray), 2811 nucleotides long. RefSeq names its product thioredoxin-like 4A (gene txnl4a). The record is from RefSeq and is a predicted model, not a curated record. Gene Ontology annotation, cellular component: U4/U6 x U5 tri-snRNP complex; U5 snRNP; spliceosomal complex. Bases 316 to 744 code for a protein of 142 amino acids. Gene Ontology annotation, biological process: mRNA splicing, via spliceosome. The transcript has 4 exons. NCBI's taxonomy places the organism in Eukaryota, Metazoa, Chordata, Chondrichthyes, Myliobatiformes, Myliobatidae.